Messenger RNA from Coffea eugenioides, 1055 nucleotides. Its product is annotated as dephospho-CoA kinase-like. Bases 185 to 874 code for a protein of 229 amino acids. Gene Ontology annotation, molecular function: dephospho-CoA kinase activity; ATP binding. The record is from RefSeq and is a predicted model, not a curated record. The transcript has 3 exons. Lineage: Eukaryota; Viridiplantae; Streptophyta; Magnoliopsida; Gentianales; Rubiaceae. Gene Ontology annotation, biological process: coenzyme A biosynthetic process.
CAUGGUUCCCCCAAACAAAUAAUUCAUAAACUGUGAGUUGUUAUCGUUGAAGAUGACGGAGUAGUAUGUAGUACUAAUGUAAUUAUUGAAUAGUCACGCCAAAAAUAGUCACCCGAUUAUUAUUGAAUCAGUAGGCUGGUACUGGGAUUCUACUCGUAGUAAUAAGAAAUCAAUCGGUCCGAGAAUGAGGAUAGUGGGGCUGACCGGAGGGAUUGGAUCAGGGAAGAGUACCGUCUCCAAUCUUUUCAAGGCCCAUGGUAUUCCGGUCGUCGAUGCCGAUGUCAUCGCUCGUGAUGUUUUGAAAAAAGGUACUGGUGGUUGGAAAAAGGUGGUGGCGGCUUUUGGGGAGGACAUCCUGCUUCCUGACGGAGAGGUGGAUCGCCCGAAGUUAGGUCGCAUUGUAUUUUCUGAUCCACAAAAACGCCAGAUUCUUAAUAGAUUUCUGGCACCAUACAUCUCAUCAGGCAUUCUCUUGGAAGUGUUGAAACUAUGGAUGAAGGGGUGCAAAAUUAUUGUGCUCGAUGUCCCUUUGUUGUUUGAAGCCAAGAUGGACAGGUGGACAAAUCCUAUUGUUGUUGUUUGGGUUGAUCCCAAGACUCAGCUCCAUCGGCUCAUGGCAAGAGAUGGAACCACAAAAGAAGAUUCUAAGAGCAGGAUUAACUCUCAAAUGUCUCUUGAUCUCAAAAGGACCAAAGCAGAUAUUCUAAUAGAUAACACUGGAUCACUGGCAGAUCUGAAUGAAAAUUUUCAGAAGGUAUUGGCCCAGGUCACAAGGCCUUUGACAUGGACAGAAUUUGCUCUAUCUAGACAGGGUGCUAUUGUUGCAUCUAUAUCCAUUUUUCUAGGCAUCAUCAUAUGCAGGAAAUGUUUGUGAUGAUAUUGCAUUUAUUUAUUGAGAUAAAUUUCAUAAACUUCUUAUUGUUGAACUCAGCCUUGUGAAAUUUGGAAGGCGUUAAUGAUCCUUAAUGUACUAUAUAAUUGGAACUAUAAUCUUCUUGUGUCUCACCUAAAAUAAUGCAGAAUGGUUUAAUGGAGCUUCUGUUUCAGUUCAGUGA